UGGCAUUACGUGUAACAAGAAAAAUCACACCACAUCUUUCGAUCCUCUUCUUCUUCUUCUUCUUCUUCUUCUUGCCCACAGUCUCAAAAGCCAGCGUAAAUUUCCCACCAAAACGGUGAACAAUCGCAUUCAUCUCCUCAGUUUAACACUCCCAUCAUACCCAUUUCUUAUCUACAGGCUCUAAUGGCCGCUUCGUCUCUUUCCCUCCUUCCUUCUCCCCUCACCUUUCCCCCUUCCGAGCGUUUCUCUGCUUCUUCUUCUUCCGCUUCAUCAUCUUCCUUCUUCCAUGGCGGAACCCAUCUCAAGUUCCACAGGAACUUCCUUAAUGUGCAUUUUUAUUCAUCUAAUUCUUCUCCUUCUUCUCCCAAUUCCCAAUUUAAUAAAAGGGCCUCUUCCAGACGAGGCAUGGGAGUUGUUGUUUGUGCUUCCGGGGAUUAUUAUGCAACUCUCGGGAUCCCCAAGUCUGCUAAUAGCAAGGAAAUUAAGGCCGCUUAUCGAAAAUUAGCCCGUCAGUAUCACCCUGAUGUGAAUAAAGAACCUGGAGCAACUGAGAAGUUCAAAGAGAUCAGUGCUGCUUACGAGGUUCUUUCAGAUGAUAAGAAGCGGGCUUUGUAUGAUCAAUAUGGUGAAGCUGGAGUGAAGAGUACAGUAGGGGGAUCUAGUGCUUAUACGACUAAUCCCUUUGAUUUAUUUGAGACAUUCUUUGGACCAAGCAUGGGAGGAUUUGGCGGUAUGGAUCCAACUGGGUUCCGCACACGCCGAAGCAGUACUGUUACUAAGGGUGAAGACAUACGUUAUGACAUCAAUUUAGGAUUUUCGGAAGCCAUAUUUGGAUCAGAGAAAGAAUUUGAUCUGUCCCAUCUGGAAACAUGUGAAGUCUGCUUGGGUACUGGUUCAAAGGUAGGCUCCAAAAUGAGGAUAUGCUCAACAUGUGGAGGGAGAGGUCAAGUUAUGAGAACCGAGCAAACACCUUUCGGCUUGUUUUCUCAGGUUUCUGUAUGUCCAAAUUGUGGUGGCAAUGGUGAGGUCAUAUCUGAAUUCUGUCGGAAGUGUUCUGGUGAAGGACGCAUCCGCAUUAAGAAAGUCAUCAAGGUUAAAAUUCCUCCUGGAGUUACUGCAGGCAGUAUCCUAAGAGUUGCAGGAGAAGGUGAUGCUGGACCCAAAGGGGGACCUCCAGGAGAUUUAUUUGUGUAUCUUGAUGUAGAAGAAAUACCUGGAAUUCAAAGAGAUGGCAUCAAUCUUUACUCAACAGUUGCUAUCAGUUAUCUGGAUGCCAUUAUGGGAUCUGUUGUCAAGGUAAAGACUGUUGAAGGAAUGGCUGAUCUACAAAUUCCACCUGGUACUCAGCCUGGUGAUGUUCUUGUUCUUGCAAAGAAAGGUGUUCCAAAACUGAAUAAGCCAUCGAUUCGAGGCGAUCACUUAUUCACAAUCAAAGUAACCAUACCAAAUCGUAUCAGUGAAAAAGAGCGAGAAUUGCUUGAAGAGCUAGCUUCAUUGAACAACGCUUCUGGGACUGGGAGUCGUUUCAGAACUCGCCCAAAACCCCAACCACAACCACAACCACAACCAACUAGUAUAAGUACAGAAGAUGAGGUCAAAACAGUUGCCAAUAGUACUGAUGAUGGGGACUCGAAUGAUCUAUGGAAGAAAGUACAAGAUUUUGCCGGGUCUGUAGCGAAUGGAGCUCUAAAAUGGCUGAAAGAUAACUUUUAGCCCCACAUGUAAAAUUUGGCUCGGUUGAAAGCGAACAAUGUUUACGAGUUCUCGUUCGACCUCAUCGGCUGUAGAUGAUUUUACUGCUAUCCAAUAAUGGCUCAAAGACAUUAUUUGGCCAUUUUCUGGAGAUGUUUUCUUGAGGCAUCUUCCAGUGGUGACAUUGUGCUCAGAGUGGGUGUUCUCUACUUUCUUCAAGCCAAGUUUUUGUAUGUCUCACUUGUUAUAAUGAUAAUGGUUAGAGUUACAUUUGCAGACUCA
Messenger RNA from Cucurbita maxima (winter squash), 1974 nucleotides. Its product is annotated as chaperone protein DnaJ. The transcript is spliced from 11 exons. Bases 184 to 1713 code for a protein of 509 amino acids. Gene Ontology annotation, molecular function: ATP binding; heat shock protein binding. The record is from RefSeq and is a predicted model, not a curated record. Lineage: Eukaryota; Viridiplantae; Streptophyta; Magnoliopsida; Cucurbitales; Cucurbitaceae. Gene Ontology annotation, cellular component: cytoplasm. Gene Ontology annotation, biological process: protein refolding; response to heat.